AAGCUUAAUGUGAAAACUGUCCCCUUAUACUUGACUUGACGUGUGUCAGAAAUCCGUGUGUGCCAGACUCAUUCAUUUUUUGGCACGCCCUUUCUCUUCACGUGCUCCCAGAGCGGUUCCUCUGGCAUGUGUCCCGCGCUCGCGUCACGGGUUUUCCUCUGAGUACUUUUGGAGGGGCAGGGCGCGUUCACGCGUUGGGGCGGUCCAUUUGACAACAGUGUGGAUAAAAACAGGACCAUGGAAAAGAGCAGGACACGCAACAGCAACUUAAAGAACAAGUGCAAAGUCAAAAAGCGAGGACUGCGACUUGGAAGAGUUGGAAAUACUGCAUGCGAGAAUGCAGCAGUGCCGGGACAUGAAGCAGCACGAGGAGGGAUGGCGCUGGGCUGCCGGAUUCCUGAUCGUGAUGCUCUGGCUCCAAGUAUCACUGCGCGUCACUGAGGCAGCAAAUACUUCGAAGCAACCAGAGGGCCAGGAUAUCCAGGGAGGUGUUCAGCCAGGUGUCAAGCCACGGAAGAAUAUUAGACGUGCUAAGGAAACAGUGCAUCUACUGACUGCAAGAGGACCAGAUGGGAAAGUGGUUCCAACUUUAAAUGAGCAGGGCAUUUACAUUUGGUGGAUGUAUCAUAACACUAGAAGCAUAUUCAAACUGGAGGACAACAGCACAACCCUUGUCGUGCCUAAGAAAGGCCUGUACUUUGUGAAUCUGAAAAUGUACUACUAUAUACCUACUGGACAUGAGUGCAAGGAAAAUCUGCUUUUGACGACCUGUAUUAAGCAGUACCAUCCUUCUUACCUUGAGUGGAGAGAUGUCGUAAAGGGCAUGGACACGAUGCAAUGUGUGGACCGCUGGUAUCAGUCUGUUACUUUAAGUCAAAUGGUCAGGCUUGAGAAAGGAACAAAGCUAAGAGUUAUCAUAAACCCAGUGAACUAUGAUUUUAUAAAUGGGGAUGGCAGCACUUACUUCACUGUCACUCUUCUGUAGUAUGGUUUCUACUUUAAAUUUGAAUCCACAUGUUGGUGUUAAUAUUUUGUAAUGUUGAGUAAAGCUGUAUAAAAUAAGUGGUUUUUAAAACACUUAUAUGCAAAUCACAGCAAAAAAGGGACCAUUACUUUUUAAAUAUAUAAUUUUUGUUUGUAUUUUGCUUUUUUUUGUAGGUUUUUCUGAACUACAACAUAGAUAUUCUUGUUAAAUUCUACAACAUGUUUCCAUACGGAAUUCAGAUACUGAAUAUUAUAUAUUGAAUUAAAAAAAAAUACGGCCUUCUUGUUAUUGGUCUUUUGUGAUAUUAAAUGGCCCAGAUUUUGAAUGGUUUUCAUUGCCAGUUGCGAUGGACAUGUUUUAUAUUAAAACGUCUUUUUUGUGCUGAUGUUCCAUUGUGAUAAAUUGACAGUUAAAUAAAAAUCAAUAAAAAAACCUAUUAUUUUUCUCAAUUUCCUUCUAAUAGAUAGAUAAAGAUACUGAAAUGUAAUAUG
Pangasianodon hypophthalmus (striped catfish) is the source of this 1476-nucleotide messenger RNA. Its product is annotated as tumor necrosis factor. Bases 338 to 985 code for a protein of 215 amino acids. Gene Ontology annotation, cellular component: membrane. The transcript is spliced from 4 exons. Gene Ontology annotation, molecular function: tumor necrosis factor receptor binding. Lineage: Eukaryota; Metazoa; Chordata; Actinopteri; Siluriformes; Pangasiidae. Gene Ontology annotation, biological process: immune response. The record is from RefSeq and is a predicted model, not a curated record.